Colletotrichum chrysophilum is the source of this 1995-nucleotide messenger RNA. RefSeq lists its product as uncharacterized. The coding region runs from base 1 to 1995 and encodes 664 amino acids. Gene Ontology annotation, biological process: regulation of DNA-templated transcription; DNA-templated transcription. Lineage: Eukaryota; Fungi; Ascomycota; Sordariomycetes; Glomerellales; Glomerellaceae. Gene Ontology annotation, cellular component: nucleus. The record is from RefSeq and is a predicted model, not a curated record. The transcript is spliced from 3 exons. Gene Ontology annotation, molecular function: DNA-binding transcription factor activity, RNA polymerase II-specific; transcription cis-regulatory region binding; zinc ion binding.
AUGAAACGUGCGAGAAUCGACGGUCCGGACAAGACCCCGUCCUCGGGGGGCCAAGCCGGCCAGCAAGUCCACAUGCCAAAGAUCUCCAGGAAGAUACGCGCCUGCCAGGAAUGCCAAAAUCGUAAGAUCAAGUGCGGCAUUGAGCCCGGCCAGCAGACGUGCGCCCGCUGUUCGCGUCUCGGCCUGCAAUGUGUCGUCAACAAGAGUCUCCAGACCCUCCUGGACGGCGAGAAUGAGUGGAAGACCAAGAUGGAGAUGCAGCUGCAAGCUCUCCAAGCCUCCAUGAUUGAGGUUCAGCGCCACCUCAACAUGCCGCCGCUCAUGCCCCUCCAGGGCUUUCACGAGGGCGGGGGCAUGUCUCAGAGUCCUGUGAACGUCGCUGGGUCACAGAGCAGCCCAGGCACAGGCCCAUCGCCAAUUCGCCCUCCAGACGUCACGGCGAUGACGAGGGAAAACUCACCAGAGAUUCCCACCGCACAAGACAAUGGUGAAGACCAAGCUAUCGUGAGUGCGCCAAUGGCUAGCCUCUUCGAAGUGACCAAGCUACGGAACAUCCGGAGCGACCCCGGGGCCCGGGCCCACCUUCCGGUGGAUCGGACCUCGAAACCCGAUUUCUUCGACCAAGGCAAAUUUAGCCUCCAAGAGGCGGAGCAGCUUUUCUCCACGUUUCGUGGGACCCUUAACGCCUACUUGUGGGGAGGCAUCGCACUCAGACACGAGACCCUCGCGGCUACGCGCUACGCCUCUCCCCUUCUCACUGCGGCUAUACUCGCAGUAACCGCCUUACACGCCCAGGACGAAGGCCGUGCCUUUGACACGUGCUAUCCCAUCUUCCUCGAGCUAGCGAGCCAAGCAGUCUUUGACCGAUAUCACACGUUGGACGAUGUCCGAGGUCUCUGUGUGGGGGCGUUCUUCCUUUCGGACUUGAGCUGGAAGCUGAGUGGCCUGGCCGUUCGGAUAGCCACCGAGCUGAACCUCCAUCAAUUCUGCGCCAAAGCGCUCAACAAGGGGUCAUCAGAGUAUGUCGAGCAUGCAAGGCUAUGGUACUUCUUGUAUGUAUGCGACCACCACUUCAGCAUCGCCUAUGGAAGGCCGCCAGUCAUCAACGAGGACGCCAGCAUCGUCAACCAUGAGGACUUUUUGAAGCUGCCGGGCAUCACGCAGGCAGAUCAUCGUCUACACAGUCAGGUUGGUGUCUUUAUCAUUUUGAGUCGCGUUUUCCAUACGUUUGGCCCGGACAGGUCAAGACAAGUUGGCAGAGACGAGUUCGUCCAGCUGAAAAAGUUUGAUGAUGAACUUUGCUUCUGGAAGGCUAAGUGGGAAACUCGCCUAGAAGCGGAUAAGUUCAUCUCCAAGUAUCCCGCCAAGGGCGUCAUACUUCACUAUCAUUUCGCUCGUCUCCUAUUGUACUCCGUCUGCUUACGCGGCCUGAACGCGUCGAACCCAUCAGACCAGUAUGCCGUCUGCGACGAGCGCCGCAGCUUCAUUAACACCGCCAUCACGAGUGCGUCGGCCGCCCUGGAGCUGAUCUUGACAGACACGGACAUGCGCCGAGCAGUCAUCGGCGUACCCCUGUACCUGCUGACCACCAUCGCGUACGCCGCUAUGUUCCUCAUGAAGGUGUACAUGCAAUGGAAACCAGCCAAGGUGGACAUUCGUUACGACAGCGUCGUCGACCUUAUUGAACGGAUCGUCGUCUUGUUGAAGGAGCAAAGCCGUUGUACCCGCCAUGUGGCCCACUACAUUGGUCACGGCCUCAACAAUAUGCUGCAGAAAUUCAAGGAGCGAGGUCCGCAGGAGCAAUAUUACAUCGCGAGCGGGCAACAGCCGGGUGCUGUCGGAACCGCCAUGCCAGGCCAGCCUGUGCCUCAAUGGCCAGAGCAGAUGGAGCCGACUGACUGGGAAGGAAUUUUCAACGGGGGUAUAAUGAGUUUCGGCAUGCCGGAGCAGUAUCAACAGUACGGGCUACUGAGCGACCUGAAUUCGGGAUUCUAA